Messenger RNA from Colletotrichum navitas, 655 nucleotides. RefSeq lists its product as uncharacterized. The coding region runs from base 401 to 628 and encodes 75 amino acids. The transcript is spliced from 2 exons. The record is from RefSeq and is a predicted model, not a curated record. NCBI's taxonomy places the organism in Eukaryota, Fungi, Ascomycota, Sordariomycetes, Glomerellales, Glomerellaceae.
UGCUCCACUGCCUCGGCGUCUUUCGCGUCCGUGCUAGCUCUGUCCUGUCCCUCGGCCGCCGCCGCAUUGCUUCGACGGCGGCAUGCGACGGCCUGUCUAUCCUCGUCGUUCGGCCGGCGCGAGACCCUACAAUACUACUUGUCGCCCCCGGGAGACUCUUUGACGCGGAUCGGGUCGCUGGGGAACCGCUGCGCGGCGACAUCCCCAAACUCGGCCCUCUCCAGGCCCAUCUUCCCGGCCUCGAAGACGUGGCCCCUCGCGUCGCCGAGGGGGCCCUUGGCCGCCUUCCUGGUCGAUUUCUCGGGCAUCCUCUGCUACACGUCGGACAGCCGGCGUGUCGAACGGGGGAAAAAAAAGACUUUGUAGACGAGAACCCCGCCGACUUUGCCUUUUUCUUUUGAUGUGGUUCGGUUCGGGUCGGGUCGGAUGGGAAGAUUCUUUGUUUGUUUCCCUUCUCUCCUUUAUCAAGACGUUGGCGCGAGGGGUUGUUUUGGAAUACGACUCAUCUGGUCAGUGGACGUUGACCGGCUGGGCAAGUCCUCGUCGGACGAUGUGGCGGGUCGAACCUGCCCCCCUCCCCCUCUGGGUGACCCAUUCCUUCCGUCGGUGUGGUGGCUCUUAUCUCUGACACUUGGGAAAGAGUAAGAGGUUCGGC